AUGCGCCUCUCCAAAACCCUCGUCGACAUGGACAUGGCCGACUACAGUGCUGCGCUGGACCCAGCCUACACCACCCUGGAGUUCGAGAAUGUGCAGGUGUUGACAAUGGGCCAUGACACGUCCCCGUCAGAAGGUGCCAACCUCAAUGCACCCAACAGCCUGGGUGUCAGCGCCCUGUGUGCCAUCUGCGGGGACCGGGCCACGGGGAAGCACUAUGGGGCCUCGAGCUGCGACGGCUGCAAGGGCUUCUUCCGGAGGAGCGUCAGGAAGAACCACAUGUACUCCUGCAGAUUUAGCCGGCAGUGCGUGGUGGACAAAGACAAGAGGAACCAGUGCCGCUACUGCAGGCUCAAGAAGUGUUUCCGGGCCGGCAUGAAGAAGGAAGCCGUCCAAAAUGAGCGGGACCGGAUCAGUACUCGCAGGUCCAGCUAUGAAGACAGCAGCCUGCCCUCCAUCAAUGUGCUCCUGCAGGCUGAGGUCCUGUCCCAGCAGAUGACCUCCCCCAUCUCCGGGAUCAACGGCGACAUCCGGGCCAAGAAGAUCGCCAGCAUCGCAGACGUGUGUGAGUCCAUGAAGGAGCAGCUGCUGGUGCUCGUGGAGUGGGCCAAGUACAUCCCAGCCUUCUGUGAGCUCCCCCUAGACGACCAGGUGGCCCUGCUCAGAGCCCAUGCUGGCGAGCACCUGCUGCUUGGAGCCACCAAGCGAUCCAUGGUGUUCAAGGAUGUGCUGCUGCUAGGCAAUGACUACAUUGUCCCCCGGCACUGCCCGGAACUGGCGGAAAUGAGCCGGGUGUCCGUGCGCAUCCUCGAUGAGCUGGUGACGCCCUUCCAGGAGCUGCAGAUUGAUGACAACGAGUAUGCCUGCCUCAAAGCCAUCAUCUUCUUCGACCCAGACGCCAAGGGGCUGAGCGACCCGGGCAAGAUCAAGCGGCUGCGUUCCCAGGUGCAGGUGAGCCUGGAGGACUACAUCAACGACCGCCAGUACGACUCUCGCGGCCGCUUCGGCGAGCUGCUGCUGCUGCUGCCCACGCUGCAGAGCAUCACCUGGCAGAUGAUCGAGCAGAUCCAGUUCAUCAAGCUCUUCGGCAUGGCCAAGAUCGACAACCUGCUGCAGGAGAUGCUGCUGGGAGGGUCCUCCAGUGAUGCACCCCACGCCCACCACCCCCUGCAUCCUCACCUGAUGCAGGAACACAUGGCCACCAACGUCAUUGUCGCCAACACGAUGCCUGCUCACCUCAGCAAUGGACAGAUGUGUGAGUGGCCCCGUCCCAGGGGGCAGGCAGCCACCCCUGAGACUCCACAGCCCUCACCACCAGGUGGUUCAGGUUCUGAGCCCUACAAGCUCCUGCCAGGAGCCAUCUCCACAAUCGUCAAGCCCCCGUCUGCCAUCCCCCAGCCGACCAUCACCAAGCAGGAGGUCAUCUAGCAAGCCGCCUGGGGUCGGGGGCUUGGCUGGCUCCCCACAGCCCCUGCAGAGGACACCUGGCAAUCUCAUGAUCACAACAAGGGAAGGCAUGUCAACAGGGCCAGUCCCGGAGCAGUAAUGGAAAGGGCAAAGGGCCCAAGAACUUGGGCUGAGGGCCACACCCCAUUGACAUCACCCCCUGCUCUGGAUGAUGGGGCCUCGACUUGGGGAUACCCCAGCUGGAACGUCCUCUGCUGCCUUGGACAGCGUUUCUCAUGCCGAAGCUACCCGCCUCCACCUUCAUCCAUACCUACCCCCAACUUCCUCACCCCCAAAGGCUGCUGUCUGGAGACAUUAUGGAACCUUGCUUAAACACAGCUCCCUUCUCCCUCAGACCCGUCUAGUCCUGGUGAUAGUGUCCACACAGCAAGACCUCUGAAGCUGGGUCAGCCAGUGGCACCUACCCAGUCGUGCUGCCCCAACCUCAAAUGCUCCUCUCCACCUCCAGGGUCUCCUUCCUCAGCCAGCCUAUUUUCUCUGAAGUCACCUCUCUGGAAGGCUGAGGAAGACUCCAAAAUGACACCCCCAGUCAUUCCGGGGACGUCUCUAAAGUACCGACUAGGCACAGUGUAGGAGACCAUUGAGAAGUAGGAGGCAUUUCCUGCCCUCUCCCUGCCUCCCUUCCCUUCCUCAGGGGCUUGGUGGGUUUUGGGAGUGAUGAUCCCUGUAGGCUUUCAACAGUGAGAGAAUAGUCCUCGGUGGACACCCUCUUCAGGAACUCGGAGGGAGGGAGGGCUCAGUGGUCACGGGAAGCCUCCAGAAAGAAGUAGACUGCGCCCGAGGCCAAAGAGGAGAGCAGGGGAGACAGGACAUUCCGAGUGAGGGGAAACAGCCAGGGCACAUGGCCAUAAAGAGAACAGGCUGUCCAGGGCAAAGGGCAGGCUGGAGAGCACGGGGGCCUCGACAGCAGGACUAAGGCAUGUAGAUUUGGUUUCCUAGCUGGGAUAGCUGGGAAGGGAUGUGCAAUGAACUGGGCUUUCAGAAGACAAAUAGAGCAGUCCUGCAGACAUUGGAAGGUUGAGAGGAAGGAGGGUGGUCGGAUGGGGGCCAUGAUGUAAUCCAGGUGAGAGUGAGGAGGCUUGAGCAACAGCUGCCAUUGGGGGAUGGAGAGGAAGGAUGGCUCAGUCCCCCAGGUCAGAAUGACAGCAAGGAGGAAUCCUCCCCAGGGCCUGCCUCGCGCUCUUCCUUGCUGCCAGGCACUGUCUUAAGGCACUUGACAUGCGUCAUCUCAAUCCUCCCAGUUAUUCAGAUCUUUACAGAAGAUGAAAUUCAGUUCCAAGUGGUUUAGUGAUUUUUUCUGGAACUCACACAGCUAGUAAGUGACAGAGUCAAGACUGGAACUCAGAUCUGCUCUUAACCAUGGUGGCUGAACAUCCUCUCCAAAAGGGCCCCCUUGGCCUCACUGUGAUCAUGUUGAGAGACUCUCUGCCACCUUCGGCCUCAGAAGCUUUGCCCCCUCCUAGGACUAAGAGUGGCCUGAGGCUGCAUCAAAAUGCAUAUAGGGACCAGAAUCCCAUUUGUUGUUAAACAUUAAGGAGAAUUCAUGACUCCUGGAUCCCCUUUCUCUCCCCAAUACACAAAUCCGGGGGAGAGGUGGCAGGAACUGGCCUCUGGGAGAUGGGCCAAUCUGGCCUGGCAGCCUGGGAGCCGGACAGAGGAGGGGUAAGAAGUCUUGGGUUUGAGAUCUGCCCUGGGGAGCAGCACUCUAAGAGCUUUCUGGAAACACUAAACCCCAGGAUGUAGUAGCCAUUACCUCACCCAUGCAGAAUCUUGGUGGCUUUGAAAAACUUCUAGAAAAUGCCACUGGCCAGUGGGAAAAAAAAGCAGUGUGAAUCCUGGAUGCAAGAUUAGGAAGGAGCGUGUAUCUACUCCCCCAGCAGGUUUGACCCUUCUGGCUGGAGGAUACAGUACAGCUCCCGGUGCUACCAGAACUGGUUUUCUCCACUCCACCAAGCCUGCCCCCAAACCCAGGAGCGACAAUGGCUCCCUGCUCAGGGCUCUCAGGUCCCCUCAGCGCCCCUGCCUCCAAUGCUCCAGAAAUCCCAGCCACAGGGCAAGGCAGGGAAGUUGAGAUCAUUCUGGUCAUCAUGGCCAUUCCCAGUCGUCGUUCCUCUGCACCUGAACGUUGCUGUCAGGGGAACAAAGUUGUGAGAAGAAUUUCCCCCAGGGAAAGAGUGGGGUAACGGUAGCAAUCUCCUGGGACAGGGGGUCAGUCUUCCCUGCCAAAUGCCCCUUUCUGCCUGGUGGACUGAAAAACGGAGGGCGGGCAGGCCUGGGCCCUAGAAUUCUCCCACUGAGACGCCCUUCAUCAGGCAGCUCUCAGGAGCGCCCGAGUCUGCAUGGCUCUCCUGAGAGUGGACUGAGGAGAGGGUCCGAAAUCGACGUGCCUCGAUUUCCUGUGAUGGCAGCGCCAAUUAUUUUUGCCAAAUUGAUCUGUGAUUCACCCUGAUUGGGACUGAUUGUCAGACUCACGUAGAGCAGUUCCAGAGGUGGAGUGGGUGCCAUCGGCCCGAUCCACCUCUUCCUGCAGGUGUGACUGUCAUCAGGACGUGCUGGGCCCCGCCUCCUGCAUCACUGCCGCCCAAGGGGGCAAAUAAGCAAAAAACAUUUCUUAUUCUUGUGCGUUUUAACAAAAGUUUGUAAAACAAAAUAAAUGGCAUGUAUGUUUUCUAA
Messenger RNA from Choloepus didactylus (southern two-toed sloth), 4137 nucleotides. It is a transcript of the gene HNF4A, whose product is annotated as hepatocyte nuclear factor 4 alpha. The transcript is spliced from 10 exons. Lineage: Eukaryota; Metazoa; Chordata; Mammalia; Pilosa; Megalonychidae. Gene Ontology annotation, biological process: cell differentiation; positive regulation of transcription by RNA polymerase II; anatomical structure development. Bases 1 to 1425 code for a protein of 474 amino acids. Gene Ontology annotation, molecular function: RNA polymerase II cis-regulatory region sequence-specific DNA binding; zinc ion binding; nuclear receptor activity. The record is from RefSeq and is a predicted model, not a curated record.